AUGAUUGGCUGGCUGGGCGAUGCCCGGAGAGGGUGCAAGCGCCUGGAGCGCAGGCGCGCCUCCUUCCCCCAGCCCCAGGCUUCAGAGCGGUGCCGGCGGGGCGGCGGCAGCGGCAGCAGCAGGAGCCGCAGCCCGCAUGUAGCUUCACCGCUCCCCCUUUUGUCACAGAGCGUCACCCCUGCGCCGAAACAGCACACCAACGACAAUAUCACCAUCUUCACUCGAAUUUUGGACGGGCUGCUGGACGGAUAUGAUAACAGACUUCGGCCGGGACUAGGGGAAAGAAUCACUGAAGUUAAAACUGACAUCUACGUAACAAGCUUUGGCCCCGUCUCGGACACUGAAAUGGAGUACACGAUCGAUGUAUUCUUCCGCCAAAGUUGGAAGGACGAGCGUCUGAAGUUUAAAGGGCCCAUGCAGCUCUUGUCACUGAACAACAUGCUGGCGAGUAAGAUCUGGACUCCAGAUACUUUCUUUCAUAAUGGCAAGAAAUCGAUAGCUCACAAUAUGACCACCCCUAACAAACUGCUCCGGCUGGUGGACGACGGCACUCUGCUGUACACUAUGAGGUUAACCAUUUCUGCUGAAUGCCCUAUGCAACUAGAAGACUUUCCUAUGGAUGUUCAUGCUUGCCCCCUUAAAUUUGGAAGCUAUGCCUAUCCAACCUCUGAGGUUUUUUACACCUGGAAGAAUGAAUCUCACAAAUCUGUGGUUGUGGCAGAAGAUGGAUCACGUCUGAAUCAGUAUGAUUUGUUACAUCAAACUGUGGGCAGUGAAAUUAUCACUUCAAGCACAGGUGAAUAUGUAAUAAUGACGGCACAUUUCCAUCUGAAGAGAAAAAUUGGUUAUUUUGUCAUCCAAACCUAUCUCCCCUGCAUUAUGACUGUUAUCUUGUCCCAGAUGUCAUUUUGGUUGAACCGAGAAUCUGUCCCUGCCAGAACAGUGUUUGGUGUAACCACAGUGCUGACAAUGACAACGUUGAGCAUUAGUGCAAGAAACUCUUUGCCCAAAGUAGCUUACGCCACUGCAAUGGACUGGUUCAUAGCUGUGUGUUAUGCAUUUGUCUUUUCUGCUCUGAUCGAGUUUGCAACAGUGAAUUACUUCACCAAACGAAGCUGGGCUUGGGAUGGGAAAAAAGCAAUGGAAGCUUUUCAAUCUAAGAAAAAAGAAACCUUGGCAAGGAGUAUGAACAACGCAUAUGCGAUUGGAGGAAUGACUUACACCCCGAAUAUUACAAAGGACCCUGUCAUACCAAGUAUUUCAAAGAGUACAGCUGUGCAAAUGAGGGCAGAGGAAAAGGCUGCUGAAAGUAAAAAGUCUUACAACAGUGUCAGCAAGAUUGACAAAAUGUCCAGGGUUGUGUUUCCUGUUCUUUUUGGAAUCUUUAAUUUAGUUUAUUGGGCCACAUAUUUGAACAGAGAGCCAGUUAUAAAAGAAGCCAUUACUCCAAACUAACCAUCCCAGAAAUUAACUGUACAGUACCUCCGGAUGUUGACCAUAUUCGCAGACACCGAUGUAAGCAGGGAAGAUUUUAAACGCCUGAAACUUUUAUACUGUAUGUUUAUUCAAACUAUUUCUGACCUUUUUUUCAUAUUUUUUGCAUGUCAUAAGCAGAUGAUGUCAGAUUUGCUUUGACAAUUUCUAUAAUUAACUGCAAAUUAAGCAGGGCACAAUAAUCUUUUUGAGAAUGCAGUAAUUAAAGAAUAAUAUUGAAGUCUGACUUUUGUGUAUGCAGGUUGAAAAUAAAUUACUGUAAAUAAC
Messenger RNA from Carcharodon carcharias (great white shark), 1761 nucleotides. It is a transcript of the gene gabra5, whose product is annotated as gamma-aminobutyric acid type A receptor subunit alpha5. Bases 1 to 1455 code for a protein of 484 amino acids. Gene Ontology annotation, molecular function: GABA-A receptor activity; inhibitory extracellular ligand-gated monoatomic ion channel activity; transmitter-gated monoatomic ion channel activity involved in regulation of postsynaptic membrane potential. Gene Ontology annotation, cellular component: GABA-A receptor complex; dendrite membrane; synapse. Gene Ontology annotation, biological process: regulation of postsynaptic membrane potential; monoatomic ion transmembrane transport; gamma-aminobutyric acid signaling pathway. The record is from RefSeq and is a predicted model, not a curated record. The transcript has 9 exons. NCBI's taxonomy places the organism in Eukaryota, Metazoa, Chordata, Chondrichthyes, Lamniformes, Lamnidae.